This is a messenger RNA of Fonsecaea monophora, 3123 nucleotides long. RefSeq lists its product as hypothetical. Gene Ontology annotation, molecular function: DNA-binding transcription factor activity, RNA polymerase II-specific; zinc ion binding; DNA binding. The transcript has 5 exons. The coding region runs from base 1 to 3123 and encodes 1040 amino acids. NCBI's taxonomy places the organism in Eukaryota, Fungi, Ascomycota, Eurotiomycetes, Chaetothyriales, Herpotrichiellaceae. Gene Ontology annotation, biological process: regulation of DNA-templated transcription; GPI anchor biosynthetic process; DNA-templated transcription. Gene Ontology annotation, cellular component: endoplasmic reticulum; membrane. The record is from RefSeq and is a predicted model, not a curated record.
AUGGACGUCGACACGGCAGACCAACCCGAUAAAGCCCCUCAAGCCUGCGUAUCCUGUCGAAAGCAAAAGAGAAAAUGCGACAAGUUGUUGCCCAGCUGCUCGUUGUGCACUCGCAUGUCCCGGCCUUGUGAUUAUUCGGAGACCGCCCCGAUUCCUACCUCUGAAGACUUUGCCAUGAUGCGACAGAAAAUUGCUGACCUGGAAGCCCGACUCGAAGGUCGACGCUCCGAGGGCUGGCAUGGACCGAUGCGAUCUUUCAGCAGAAGCCCGGGCACGGGGAGCGAGGCUGGCUUUGCAACCGACAGCAAUGUCACCUUCCCACCUGCUUUUUUCCUCGACGCCGAAGUCUAUGCCGAAGCGCAGAUGACCAUUCCUCGACCCAACAUAGCGGUGCCCCCAGAGGUUGCGGCGACGGUGGGAGUCUCGAUCCUGGACAUCCAGGACAUUGUCGACCGGUACUUUGCCAACAUUCACACCUGGCUUCCUUUCAUCUCCAAGAAGCGCAUGCAGUUGACACUGUCCAAUCCCGCUCUGGAGCUCACUCUCGACCUAGCACUCCUCCUGCUAUCCAUGAAACUGGUCCUCCAAGUUCCCCAGGGGGAUUCCCAGAGUAUUCGAUCCCCGCUGUACAAUCUCACCAAGAGCUACGCCACGAUGGUGGAAUCGAGUGGAUUGAUGUCCUUACAACUGCUGCAAGCAAACAUCUUGAUCGCGACGUACGAGCUCGGCCAUGCGGUCUAUCCAGCUGCUUACCUAAGUACUGGACACUGCGCAAGGCUAGGACAUGCUCUGGGUCUCAACGACAGGAAACGUGCUCCUCAAAUGUUGAAGAAGAAAUCGGGAUCGUGGGCGGAGCUAGAAGAGUUUAAAAGGACGUGGUGGGCAACAAUGCUGCUGGAUAGGUAUGUGCAACUAUACCCCUAUACGGAUCUGAAGCUGACCUUUGGUGGAGACGACGACCUCUGGGACGAAGGCCACAUAACGACAAGUGAGCCCCUUUACGUGACCUCGCCCACCAACGUCAAAGCCGGAGCGUUUACACGAACGUGCCAAGCGACGCACCUCAUGGGGAGGCUCGUCCGACUCCUCAAUGACAAGAUGCUUGAUGCCCCCAUGCGAUUUUCAGAAGCAAUCCAACUACAUCGGACACUGCAGGCAUUGGCAAACCUACUUCCCAACGAUGUCCAUCACGUUCCCGAGCGCUAUGGAACACCCUUGGCACUCUGUUACAGCAGCCUCAUGCACCUGUGUGACCCUUUUGCCUGUACCGAGUCCAAUCACGGCUUCCAUACUGUCGAAGAGACUGAGAUGCAGACAAUUGCAAUCGCUGGGCUGAAGUCGGUUGCAUCAGAUGUACUCCGUUUCAGCCAGCUGUGGCACAUGGGCAUGCUAUCGAAUCCUGCGGCAGCAAGUCCUUUGCUUGGAGUCAGGGAAAUGGGAGACGCCUACCAUGUUCUCAGAAAGGUGUUGGAAACAAUGUCUUCCCGAUGGGCGGUAGCGCAGCAAUAUCUGAUUUUGCUCGACCUGAGUAAGGAGCAUCUACUUGCUGCCAUGGCCACGACUGCAGCAGCUUCUUACAAGGCUCGCAAGGAAGCCUUCGUGUCCAACCUCUACGGAAGUUCCUUGACCGAGAUCAAUUUGGUCACGCUUGUUGCCGCAGCCGCCGUCUUUCUCUGGACUGCUUUGCAGAAGAACUACUCAUUCUUCACGCCGUCCUCUCCGGUCGCUUUACUCGCCGACUUCCUGCUCAAUGUCUGCGCUAUUUUGUUCGCAAUCACUCUCUAUUCAUCCGCGCCGCUGGCCUUAAACGUCUUUCUCAUCACGCCGGCGGUGCUCCUUGUAUUCCUCAAGACUGGAGCGCAGUCGACCACUUCUUCGGACGGUUCAGCCAACUCAUCGGCUAGGAAACCAAGGAAGCCAGCCAAUGUCGAUCCUUCGGUUGUUAGUGGCAGCGAGACUAGCAAUUCCAAUGCUUCCCUGACCCUCCCAGUUCGACCAUUCCUCACUCAUUACCGAGGCUCCAUGCUCGUUGUGACCUGUUUGGCUAUCCUAGCUGUCGACUUUCCCAUCUUCCCUCGUCGAUACGCCAAAGUGGAGACAUGGGGCACGUCGCUCAUGGAUCUAGGCGUUGGCUCUUUCGUCUUUUCCGCCGGUGUGGUCUCUGCUCGAGCUGUCGUCCGCGUCCGUUUCAGUGACCAGGCCUCUCCACAAACCACCUCCUCCAACUUUGGCAGUCGUUUCAUCAAAGCUUUUCGACAUUCUAUCCCUUUACUCAUCCUCGGCUUUAUUCGUCUUUACAGCGUCAAAGGACUUGACUAUGCCGAGCAUGUCACGGAAUACGGAGUUCACUGGAAUUUCUUCUUCACCCUGGCAUUACUUCCACCCUCCGUAGAGAUCUCUGACAGCCUAAGCAGGGCAUUCAAGUCCUACGAGGUCUUUGCGCUCACUCUGGCUGUCGUCUACGAACUGGUCCUUGACAACACAGACCUUCUGUCGUAUAUUCUCAUUUCUCCUCGAGGACCCGGUCUCUUGUCGAAAAAUCGUGAAGGAGUGUUCUCCUUCACAGGAUACCUGGCGAUCUUCCUCGCAGGGCGUGGAACCGGAAUACUCUUAGUCCGGUUUAACGAACCAGUUCCCAAGGUCACGAAGCAGUCGAGCCCGAGCGAUGUCACGCGCCGUGAGAGAAAAUUGGUCCUCAGAGGCCUUUUCGUCAUGUCUCUCGUCUAUGGUUUCCUGUACUGGGCAACGACGAGCAUCCACAUGUUCAGUCUCACAGUAUCCCGCCGCCUCGCCAAUCUUCCUUACGUGCUGUGGGUCGUGGCCUUUAACAAUGCCCAACUCUUCCUGUUUGGUCUGGUGGAAGACUUCGGGCCAAUAUUCUCCUACAAUCCGGAAGACAAGGACAGGGUUCGAUCUGCAACCAGCCGCAUUUUGGCGGUAUAUAACAACAAUGGGCUCGUCGUCUUUCUGAUUGCCAAUCUAUUGACGGGUCUGGUCAAUCUGACUUUCAACACGCUCGAUAUGCCUCCACUAGAGGCAAUGGGUCUAUUGAUAGUUUAUGCCGUGAUGGUCACUGGGGUAGCUCUAGGACUGGACAAGAGCGGCGUGAAGAUCAAGCUAUAA